AUGGAACAAGAACAAGAUACAUCACCAAUGUCACCAUUCUGGCUUCCAAAACCCAACAACCACCGCCGUCUCCGCCGCACUUACUCCAUCUUCCUAACAUCAACAUCCUUCCUCGUACUUGUCUUCAUAACGGCGCUUGUUUUCGCAGUCGUUGUGGUCCCCACUUUACGUUCUUUCAGUUCUAACAUCUUUAAACCCCAAGCGGUUAAACACUCUUGGGAUUAUUUAAACCUCAUACUCGUUCUCUUCGCUGUCGUUUGUGGCUUCCUUACUAAAAACGACACCAAUGAGACGCAAACGCAAACGCAUACUCCGCGUUUUGAUAGAAGCUUCUCGAACCCUAAUACGCCGCCGUCGUGGUAUCAGAAUUCUGAUCGGUCGUUUAACCGACUGAGAAGCGUUGGAUCUUAUCCGGAUCUUCGGCAACCGCCGUCGUUGGAGGUUGCUAAUGAAGAACGGUACCGGUUUUAUGAUGAUACUCAUUUUCAGUUUCGUCAUCGGUACUCGAGACUUGAAGCUGAAGAUGAAGUUUAUCGGGAAACGGUUACUUCCGGUGAAGUUUGUUUAUCUCCGAUGCGGCUACCGGAGAUGGAACCAGUGAUGGAUUGUGGAAGUGAAGAUGAUCGAGGAAGCUUUGAGCGUUUAUAUGAGGUGGAAACGAUUGAGAAACCGGAAAUCAAUCAUUCUGUUACUGAGAACACACUGCCGCCGCCGCUGCAACCGGUACCGGUUGGGAGGAAGAAGAAAACUAGAAGUGCAUCUACAGAAAACGCGGCAACGUUCUCUUAUGAGGAAUUUUCCUCGCCGCCGCUGCAACCGCUACCGGUUGGGAGGAGGAAGAAAACUAGAAGUGCAUCUACAGAAAACGCGGCAACUUUUACUUAUGAGGAAUUUUCCUUGCCGGUGCUGGAACCGGAACUAAAUCUGCCUCCGGUGACGAGAACGAAACCUGUUCGAAGAAAUGUCAAUCGAACAUAUCAAUCUGAAACGAUCGAUAAAUUUGAACGUAAUGAUUUUGUGGCAGAGAGUUCUCAACCGCCGCCGGCAGUGGCUCCUCCGUUGACGGAAGAGAGGAAGAUUGGAAUUCCGGUUAAGAAGAAAAGAGGGAAUGCAACUAAAGAGUUUUUGACCUCAUUGAGAGGAAAGAAGAAGAAACAAAGACAAAAAAGUGUUGAAAAUUUUGAGACCAUACAAAAUUCUCAACCUUUUCCCCAUGUUUCAUUACCACCGGGACCACCUCCGCCACCUCCGCCACCGUCAGUUUUUCACAACAUGUUCUAUUCCAACAAAAGCAAACACAAAAAACAUUACCUUGUUCCUGUGGCAACACAUAAACCUCAGUUUCCAACCAAGAGAGAACAUUCUAAUUAUAGAUUAGACAAGAAUGUAGUGAUUACUGGUAAUGAGUCACCUUUAAUUCCUAUCCCUCCGCCACCUCCACCUCCACCGUUUAAGCUGCCGGCGUGGAAGUUCAGAGUUCAGGGGGACUAUGUUAGGGUUGACAGCAUUGGAAGUUCAAGGAGUGGUUCACCAGAUUCAGAUGAAAAUGAAAAUGUUGAGUCACCAAUUAGUCAAAAUGAAUCGAGCCAAUGUAGUAAUAGUCCCUAUGCUCAAGAUGGUGAAGAGAAUGUCACUAAAAUUGGAAAUGCAAGUGAAGCUUCAUUGUUUUGUCCUAGCCCAGAUGUUGAUACCAAAGCUCACAACUUUAUUCAGAAUUUCAGAGCUGGGUUGAGGAUGGCUAAGAUGAAUUCCAUGAAGGAGAAGCAGGGAAUUGGGAGGUCUAAUCUUGGUCCUAUACAAAACUAG
Molecule: messenger RNA, 1806 nt
Organism: Lathyrus sativus (Indian pea)
Lineage: Eukaryota; Viridiplantae; Streptophyta; Magnoliopsida; Fabales; Fabaceae
Source: the annotation of a GenBank genome assembly